Messenger RNA from Ogataea haglerorum, 1035 nucleotides. RefSeq lists its product as uncharacterized. The record is from RefSeq and is a predicted model, not a curated record. The transcript has 2 exons. Lineage: Eukaryota; Fungi; Ascomycota; Pichiomycetes; Pichiales; Pichiaceae. Bases 1 to 1035 code for a protein of 344 amino acids.
AUGGUGCCGGUGUUUUUCAGGAUGUUGACGAUUUCCGACGCGGCAGCCCCGGACGUUGAGGUCGAACUCUCUGCGCGAGUUGGCGGGCGUGGGCACGGCGAGGUUGAUGCAGAAAGCGAGCGGGAGCGUGGCGAUGUUGAAGAGCGACUCGAACGGCUUGUUGCGCAGGGCCAGCCGGCCGUAGUUGGGGACCAGCUUGGUUUUCCACGAGACCUCGACGGGCUCUGCGGACAGGAUCGUCGUAAUCGACGCCGCCGACGCGACGGACGACGUGCGCGAGAGCCGCGCUGGUGGCAGCAGCCGGUCCUCGUCAGAGACCGGCGACUGCGGCGUGUCGUCGUCGGCGGGCGUGAUGACGAUGUGCAACGGCAAAGGGACGUCGUACUGCCCCGUCUGGACGGGCUCGUCGCCCGACUCGCCGCGGCAGUAGUUUGCUAUGUGUUUGAGGUCGCACGUUCUGAAGGCCAGCUUGAUGGAGUCCGCCAGCGACAGCCGGAAACUCUGGCCCGUCUCGAGACUCUCGAUGUUCUGCUCGAACGCGUCGACCGCCGUUGCCUCUGUUUCGGCGCUUGUGUGGUCCUGGACCUUGGGCCGCGUCUCGGCGAGCAGCUUAUCGGGACUGAGGAAGCUGAUCAAGAUGUACGUAGCGUACAGCAGACACAUGGCGAUGCUCUCGGGCAGCUUGAUUUUGCCGUCGAGCAGGAAAAGCAGCGACAGCACCACGAGCGUGAGGAACAGAGCGACGUCCCUGACAAACGAGGUGUAGUCCACGGUGAAGGGGCGGACGAUGGCCAUGCUGCCGACCACGACGGUGAGCGCGAAAUUGGCGGACCCGAGCAGCUCGCCGAUGGCCAGCGCCGUGGAGCCGGAGUUCAUAGCGAUCCAGGUCGACAGGAUGUCGGGGGAGCCGUUGGCAAACGCCAGCAGCGUGAGCCCGGACAGUUUCUCGCCGAGAUUGAGCAGUCUGGCCAGAAACGUGAGGUUGGGCGUGAGGCAGUUGGACGCCAGGAACCCAAGCACAAAAAACAGCGUUGA